This is a messenger RNA of Camelina sativa (false flax), 1509 nucleotides long. RefSeq lists its product as uncharacterized. The record is from RefSeq and is a predicted model, not a curated record. Gene Ontology annotation, molecular function: zinc ion binding. Lineage: Eukaryota; Viridiplantae; Streptophyta; Magnoliopsida; Brassicales; Brassicaceae.
AUGAAUUUGUGUGUGACAUUCAAAGGUGGUGUUGAGGAUGUUGGGAGCAAAUUCAAACUGGAUUUGAAUAAAGAACCAUGGUUUUCAAGUGAUGAAGAUGGUGAUGGUAGACCGAAUGAAAACCUAGCUUUAUUUGUGGGUACUGAUGAUACCAAACGGAAUGUUGUUUUAGGGAAAAAAACAUUCGACGAUACGAAAACGCCGGUUAUGGUGUUGGAACGUCGUUCAAAGAAUUAUGAGGGUGGAUUAGAAGGGCAUAAACCGAAUGAUAUCAUUAAUAUUAUUCGUACAGAGUAUGGUUGUGAUUUAACUUACUCUCAGGCAUGGGAGUCUCGCGAGUAUGCAGUGAACGAAGUUAGAGGAAUUCCUGAGAAUAGUUAUGGUAAAAAUACCAAAGUACUUGUACAUGAUACAAGAAGCGAAUCCGGAGGAUUUUACAAGGGAAUGAGGAAAGUUAUUGUGGUUGAUGGAACAUUUCUGAAGAACAAAUACAAAGGAGUUAUGCUAGUUGCUACAGCUGUAGAUGGUAACUCUAAUUUGUAUCCAAUAGCAUUUGGAAUUGCUGAUUCUGAGAAUGAUUCUUCAUGGGAGUGGUUUUUUGAGCAGAUUAAGGUUGUUAUUAGAGAUGAUAAAGAUUUAUCUUUCAUAUCAGAUAGGCAUGUGUCAAUUAGCAAAUCACUUGAAAAAAUUUAUCUAUUGUCUACUCAUGGUAUUUGCAUCCAUCACUUGAUUGGUAAUGUUAUUACAUAUCACAAGGGAAGGGGUGUGGCUGAUUUGGUUUCAAGAGCGUCGAAAGCUUAUAGAGUUGCUGAGUUUGAAAAACAUUUUGGAGAAAUUUGCAACAUCAGUCCUGUGACUGGAGAGUACCUAGAGGAUGCUCAGGUUAAAAAAUGGGUUCGAUGCCAUUUCCAUGGAUACAGAUAUGACUUGAACACAAAAAAUGCUGCAGAAUCGAUCAAUUCAGCUUUGAGAUCACCUAGAGAGUAUUCAAUAAUCCCUUUAUUAGACAGCAUCAGAGAGAUGUUAACACGCUGGUUUAUUGAGCAAAGAGAAUUAAGUGCCAAGCAGAAAGAUCCUUUAACUGUUAAGGUGGAGAAUAAGAUUUCAAGAAGAAUAGGGAAAGGUAAAUACUUUAAAAGUUAUCGGAUUGGAAGAAACAUUUUACAGGUUAAAGCGAAUAGGGUAGACUUUGUGGUUGACUUGGAGAGAAGGACAUGUUCAUGUGGGAAGUUCCAAAUGGGCAAAAUCCCUUGCAGACACGCCAUCAAAGGAGCUUUUGAUAUAUGUACUGAUCUAUAUCGAUAUGCUGAUGAUAUGUAUAGCCCCACCAGUUGGAGAGAGUAUUAUGAGGAGACUGUUAAUCCAAUAGGUAUUCCAGAGAACGAAUGGGGCGUCCCUGACCACAUUGAGGCUGCAAAAGUUUUACCACCUGAAACAAGAAGACACCCUGGUAGACAAAGAAAACGAAGACAUGAAACGGUUGAAGACAAGAUAAGAGCGUCACAUUAA